Daphnia carinata is the source of this 3558-nucleotide messenger RNA. RefSeq names its product serine incorporator 5-like. NCBI's taxonomy places the organism in Eukaryota, Metazoa, Arthropoda, Branchiopoda, Diplostraca, Daphniidae. Gene Ontology annotation, cellular component: membrane. The transcript has 11 exons. The coding region runs from base 465 to 2048 and encodes 527 amino acids. The record is from RefSeq and is a predicted model, not a curated record.
GUGAUCAAGCUGGGGUAUGUUGGGGUAUGCUUGGUAUUCGACAUUAUUAAGGCCGACGGCAAAAGGCGACCAACAGAAUUUUUAAGGCGUCGUCUGCGUGUGUUUGUUUGCUUCUGAAGGUUGUGGUUGUUUACGUCGAAAGCUCUUUGUCUCCAAGAGGUGACUGUUAAACAGCUGUAGGCAGUUGUCCCGGCCCUUGUGACGAAGGCAAACGAGUAUGUGGGGAAUCAAUUAAACCGUCCCCUUUUUUUUGUCAGUGUGUGUGUGUUUGUCCGAGUUCAAAUGUCUUGAAAACACUAAUUAACAAGCCGCACCCGGAUUUCCUUGUCCACCUACGCACAACAAGCAUCACACAUCAUCAUUUUGUCUUUCAUCAUUCUCAGCCAGCAACUCUUGUAGGACUGGUGGUUAACAAUUAGGUUACAGUGGGAUACUCCCCGCUGGUCAAAAAAUAGUGUUACAUCAUGGCCAAACGAGGGUGCUGCAGUUCGCAACUUGAGUGUUGUUUUGGGAGACUUGGAUGCAGGUUCUGCUGCAGAUGCUGCCCCACGGCUUUUGAGUCGACAACAACUAGACUAAUGUACACACUGAUGCUGCUUUUGGGAACAGGUUUCAUGUGUGUCAGCCUCACCCCACAUAUAGAAGAAAUACUAGAAGACCAUAUACCUCAUUUUGAAGCCACCUGCGAAUUGCUGAAAAUUGGUGGGAAAUGCCAACUGUUGGUGGGAUAUAUGGCCGUCUAUCGAACUGCUUUCGCCUUGUCUGGAUUUUUCUUCCUCAUGUCGCUGGUGACUGUUGGUAUCAAGACUAGCCGAGGCUUUAGGGCUGGAUUUCACAACGGUGCUUGGUUAUGGAAGUUCCUUUUGUUGAUUGGAAUCGGAGUCGGAGUAUUUUGCCUACCCAGUGAACGAAUCGCUCAUUUCCAAAUAGUUUGGAUGUACAUAGCCCUCGUAGGAGCAGUGGCGUUCGUCCUCAUUCAGUUGUGGCUCCUCGUCUUCUUCGCGCGAAGCCUUGGCAACAAAAUCAAUCACAGAGUAGCCGAAGGCGGGAAUCCUGUCUGCUGGUACGGAGUGUCUUCCAUGUGUACGUUAUUGUGUUUCGCCAUCAGCGUCAUCGGCACCAUGGCUCUGUUCAGCUUCUUCACAACUUGGGAAGGCUGCACGACUAAUAAGAUUUUCAUCGGAAUCAACGCCGGCUUGUGCCUUUUCUUGUCAGUCGUAUCCGCCCUCAUCUGUUGUGGACCAAAAGAAACCCAUUCUGCCUUGCUCCAAGCGAGUAUCAUUUCAGUUUAUAUUACUUACCUGACGUGGACGGCUGUUUCGAGUAUUCCAAGGGAGCCGACCCCUUCUCCCGAAUCGUCUGUUCAACCGCCACAAUCCAAAAGUUUGAUGGAAAUACCAGAGAAUGGGGGCAUAUCGGAUCAAAAGUUCUAUUGCGGACCAGAAGGUGCGGCAUUCGACUACAACGAGUUUGUCUUACCUUACGUGGGUGUGGUCAUCAUGUUUUUCUCCGUGGUUUACUCCAGCUUAGGCACGUCGGCCGACAGUGCAGUGGCGCUCGGCGUGACCGGCCACCGGCGGGGCUCCGACCGAAACGCCGAACGAACAAAGAAAUCGUCAUCGUGUCUUCCACCCUGUUGUAAAGCUGCCGACCGUGGUGAUUCGACGAACGAUGGGAGUGGCGGGGAGACGGGUGACGGUGGUGGACAACGAGUUCUUCGUAACGAACGCGACGGCACGGUCUACAAUUACAGCCUCUUUCACGUCGUUUUUUGUCUGGCUUCCAUGUACAUCAUGAUGACGCUAACCGCAUGGCUGAGGCCGGAGCAAGCAACCCUGUCGAGUUUCAAUCAAAACUGGCCUACCGUAUGGAUUAAAAUGGGGUCGUCGUGGGCCUGCGUGCUCCUCUACCUGAUCGCCUUACCCCUACGCCGGUUUGGACGUUACAGCCGGGUCGGCGGUGGUGUCGUCGAUAACGGUUCUCAACCCCUCACCACCUCACAGCGCAUCCAGACGAGGGAGAUAUACGAGCGAGAAACGGUGACUUAACAACAACUCGAUGCAAAACUCAAUAUUUUUUAAGCUCCUCCUCUUCUACUGCCUUUCCAAUCUUCUAGAUGAUGCUCUUCUUUUUUUCUUUUCCUCUCGGUUAACCGCACACUCACCUAAAUAACAAAACUUGUUUUAUUAUUUUUAUUUGAAGAGCUCGAGAUUUUGUUUUUCUUCUCCUCUGAUUACACACCACGACCGGUUCUUCAUCAUCUUGAUACGAAAGGUGGGGUGAUGGUGGUAAUGGUAGGGUUUGUCCUAAGGGGGGAGAAGUACCUAGUAUUAUAUGGGGCGCGUCUGGGGGUCACAUCACAAGCAGAAAACAAAAGAACAUCACAAACAGGAACGAGAAUCUUUUUUCUUUUUUAGUUUCUUCUUCGACGUAGAAGGGAGGGGGGGAAAGAUUCAUCUUGUAUUCCGACUUUAGGCCAGCGACGUAAUCUCUUUUAGUUUGUGACAGCGGCUGAGGGCACGUUUGCCUGCUGUCACGAGGUCGCAAGGUUAUGUGUUUCUUGUUUUAGUUGUGGUAUUACACACGUCGGGAGGCUGCUGCUGUUUGGCUUUGAGCCACGAGUGCAAUUAUCAAAUAAUCUCGAGAAGGAAAGACGUAGGAAAAUGCAUUUAAAUUUUUUUUUCAAGGGGGGGAUUGUUGUAGCGGAGUAGUAAAUGUUUUUUAUACGACGACGGUUGGAAACGAUGGCGCGCUCGAAGUGGAUGUGACGGUGGUUUUCUAUUGUUAACCUAAUAAUCUAUGUGCCUUGCACUCAACGCUCCACCUUUCACGUCCCUCUAUCCUCCUUUUUCUCUUUCUACCGAGACUGAUGACCUCAAUCUUGGGCUAUUUUCAAACAUAUUUUUGAAUUAUCAAUGGCUACUAGCCUCCCCUUGUCUCAUCUAACCAAAACUUGCCAGUUGUUAUUGAUGUGUCGAGGCUUGUUGUUUUUUUUCACCGAGUCGCGAACGUAUGGCGAUUCUCGCCGUUUAACUCUUGGAAGACGAUAAGAUUGCGACGAUGGUCGUUGCUGAUGGCUGGCUGACAAGACGCAAGUGCCUCGACUGUUUUAUUUCAUCGCUGCCUUCUCUCGCCACACAUCGUGCAAUCAUCUCUACUCGAGCGUUCAAGGAAGAAGAGGAACAAAAUAAAACCGCGUGACCUUAUAGAGAUCUUCAACGUUUGUGUGUUGUUUUUAGAGAUAAUCUCCAGGGCCAAGCCUUUCUCUGCCUCCACCUACACACACACACGCAAAGUAACUCUCGUUGUACUCUUCACUAUUAUGACCGACACCUUUUGCGCACACUUGUGACGUGUUUCUCUGCUAUUUCGACUACACGACUCGAAAACGUUCUAACCGAAAAAAAAAAAAAACAAAAUACAUUUUCUGGGUUUGGGCACCUCGGACCAAUCAAAUAAAACGUGGGAAAUAGUCGAAAGCAAACCGAAAGAACAAAAGAUGAUUGAUGAAUUUAAUGUCGUGUAUGUGUAUAAAAUAAACAAAAAGUGAACAAAUAA